CCCUUUAUACCCAAUAUUAUUGCGGGAAAUUCAAUAUUUAAACUAACAGCAUAGGAUUGAACAGAUCAAUAUUAAGAAAAGAAUUUAUCAGAUUAUUGAUUCAAUUGUUAACCAGGUAUGCCAGUGAAGCAGACAUUCCAGUUUAGAAUCAAGGUAGAAAAUUCCAAUUGAGAAUACAUGUAUGUGAAAAAACAUGGCAGCUAGAAAAAAAGAAGCUAUAAGUGAUGUGAAACAACGUCCAUCAUUGGGUACACCAACUGUCAUGUCAACACCCUCUCGUAGUGGUCUAUAUCACCUUAGAGAAAGGUUGGAGCGACAGAUAGAAAACAGCCAAGGAAAACUGGAUAAACAGAUCAGUCCAACACUAGAAAAACUUAAAAUGACCCCAGGUCGAGUGUUAAAAGAUAGGGAGUUGUUGGCUAGCAAACAUAGCAGUGUUCGACAGAAAGCAGACAAGUUAAAUGUUGGGGGAGGAGUGUGUUUAUGGCCGGGGAUGGAUGACAUGAGAUUAUCACGGCGAGAGAUUGUAGAAAUUCUCGUUGUAUCUGUUUUCUUAUUGGUAGCUGUCGUUAUAGCAUUUAAUAAACUUCAUGGAUCAACAAUUGAAGAAUUAUAUAAAUAUCACAAUGUGCUAAAAGAUUUCCAUGGCAACCAUUACAUAUCAGUGAGUCAGUCAUCUUUAGACAGUGGUUUACAAAGAUGGCACAAAGAAUAUAGAAAACUUAUUCAGCAGAUUCACUCGUCUUUUGACAUGAGUCGUGUUCCCCUGAUGUAUGUGAUGUAUAUGUUGGUAUAUUGUGGAGGGAUGGGAUUUCUGAUCUACUUUCUGGUAGACAAUAUGUUUGCUAAAAGUAAAUUGUCACCUAACAGAAUUAAACAAUGGGUCAGUAUAUUAGUUGUAAUCAGCACAUGGACUGGGGCCCUGUUUUAUUUUUUGAUGGCAGCCUACCUUGUAGAAUCAGCAAUAGAAAGUAAUGUAACCAGACUAGUAUAUGUUUUAGGUGAAGCAUUGGAACAUAAUGCAGAUGUGACAAAGUUAUCUAAUAUGAUUAGUUACUGGAAGACGAUAUCACAGACAGGGACACUGACAUUACUUGGACUGGUAACCAUCAGAGAUGUCAUGCACUAUAUACAAUAUUAUUUUAUACCCAUUAUGACAAUACUGAUAACACCCAUUGUCAAACUUGUAAUGUCAUUGUAUUCUGUUUAUACAUUUUCUAGUGAGCAGUAUAACAGACAGGCACACUGACACUGAAUUUUUUGGUGGCGGUUGGGGUAAAAUAAAGACAAAUCUAAUAUAGAAAUGUUCCAUCAGUUAUCAUCCUUUCAAUUUUAUAUUUAACAGUACAAGUUAAGAAUGAAAAUAAUCUUUAUUAUUAAAAUACAAAUAGCACCCUUUAUUACCCCUUCAAUUCAUCCUCUUUUAAGUUUCAUCAAUUGUGUCAUUUAUGAAUGAGACAAAUCCCAUGAUUUGUACCCGUAGAAGCAAUUCGAUGAGUGCCACAUGUGGAGCAGGCACUGCUUACCCAUCUCGACCUCCUGAAUUCAUAGAGGGACCAAGAUUUAUGAUUCCCAAUCGAGUUCUAUCAAGCUUGUAAUGUUCUGUUAUUGGUUGAUUUUCUUAUAGUUACAUUUGUUUAUGUUUUGGUCAUGUUGGAUUUGUUUGAAAUUUGAUUGGUAUCUGUGCAGCUUCAUUAAAUUUUGGAAUGUGAAUUCAUUAUAAUACGUUAUCAAUGAAUUUGACCUUGACAAUAGUUGUAUGAUGAGAUUUCUGUUUUGUUAUUGGUUUUUAUGGGUUCUUCCUUAUAAUUUGGUUUAUCUAUUUCUGUCUUGAUUUGAACUGAUUUUGACCAAUUUGAUCAUUUUAAUUUCUAUAUAUGUCCUAAAAUUGUGCAUUUUGAAAAUUCAAAGUUUAGCUAUCUUUAAGUGUAUAAAAACUGUUAUCGUCAUGGUGGUGUGGUAGAAUCUCUACUAAUUAACUAUUGUUUAAACAUGUUCGAAGUCAUUAUUGUUUUUAUAUGUAUAGAAAUAUAUAUGUUAAAAUUCUAUAGGUCCACU
Molecule: messenger RNA, 2058 nt
Organism: Mytilus trossulus (common blue mussel)
Lineage: Eukaryota; Metazoa; Mollusca; Bivalvia; Mytilida; Mytilidae
Exons: 7
Coding region: 194-1249 (351 amino acids)
Source: RefSeq, a predicted model, not a curated record